AGUUUCUGACUUAACUGUCAAAACAGUGACAGCAAGUUCAGGGUGGAUGAUUGAUGGUUAAGUUAAUGCACUUUCAUUUUUCAUUAAAAAAGCUGUACGUAACAAAAUAGUUCUUUAUUACUUUUAUGGAGUUGAGAGAAAACAAUUAAAAAAUCAAAAGAAUUCUUUUUCGGAUACUAUGAAAAUGGAAACAUAUGAUGUCAUAGUCAAUCAACCGGUGGUGAUAGAUAAUGGAUCUGGUGUUAUAAAGGCUGGAUUCGCUGGUGAUCAAAUACCUAAGUGCAGAUUCCCAAAUUAUGUCGGACGCCCUAAGCAUGUACGUGUUAUGGCAGGAGCAUUGGAAGGAGACGUCUUCAUUGGACCCAAAGCUGAAGAACAUAGGGGUUUGCUUUCCAUUAAAUAUCCAAUGGAGCAUGGACAUGUAACAGACUGGAAUGAUAUGGAAAAAAUUUGGACAUACAUUUAUUCUAAAGAUCAACUAUCUACUUUUUCUGAAGAACAUCCCGUACUUUUAACUGAGGCACCUUUGAACCCCAAACCAAAUAGAGAGAAAGCUGCAGAGUUGCUCUUUGAAUCAUUCAAUGUACCAGCACUUUACAUUUCUAUGCAGGCUGUAUUGAGUUUAUAUUCUACAGGGAGAACAACUGGUGUGGUUUUAGAUUCUGGGGAUGGUGUUACACAUGCAGUACCAAUAUAUGAAGGGUUUGCAAUGCCUCACAGUAUAAUGAGGGUAGAUAUUGCUGGUAGAGAUGUAUCUAGAUAUUUAAAAAUUUUGCUCUGUAAAGAAGGUAUUAAUCUUCGCACAACAGCUGAAUUUGAAACUGUUCGCACAAUCAAAGAAAAAGUAUGUUAUUUAUCAGCUAACCCUAUGAAAGAGGAAUCUGUUGAAGCUGAACACAUGCCUUAUACUCUUCCUGAUGGAAACAUAGUAAAAGUAGGACCAGCUAGAUUCAGAGCACCUGAACUUUUGUUUAGACCAGAUCUUAUUGGUGAAGAAUGUGAAGGUUUGCAUGAAGUGCUUGUAUUUUCCAUACAGAAGUCUGAUUUGGACUUGAGGAAAAUUUUAUUCAAGAAUAUUGUUUUAUCGGGGGGCUCAACAUUAUUCAAAGGUUUUGGAGAUAGACUAUUGGCUGAAAUAAAAAAACUUGCACCAAAGGAUGUUCAAAUAAAAAUAUCUGCUCCUCAAGAAAGAUUAUAUUCUACUUGGAUAGGUGGCUCUAUUUUAGCGUCUCUUGACACAUUUAAGAAAAUGUGGGUCUCCAAGAGAGAGUUUGAUGAAGAAGGGCAGCGAGCUGUUCAUCGAAAAAUGUUUUAAGUUUAAAUCAAUUCUUAUUAUUGAAUAGGUAGCAACUUACUUUUAGUAUAAGUGAUAAAUUAUAUUUGCUAUUAACAUGCCUAAAGCAAUUUAUUCUACUCAAUUUUUUUUAUAUAUAUAUAAAAUGUAACAAAUAAGCUGUUUCCAUAAAAAAUUCUGUUUUAAUUUAUUUUUAUGUAUAAUGUCCAAUUAAAAAGUACCGUAAACA
This is a messenger RNA of Coccinella septempunctata (seven-spotted ladybird), 1523 nucleotides long. It is a transcript of the gene Arp1, whose product is annotated as beta-centractin. The coding region runs from base 179 to 1315 and encodes 378 amino acids. The transcript has a single exon. The record is from RefSeq and is a predicted model, not a curated record. NCBI's taxonomy places the organism in Eukaryota, Metazoa, Arthropoda, Insecta, Coleoptera, Coccinellidae.